This is a messenger RNA of Ylistrum balloti, 1673 nucleotides long. RefSeq names its product myosin-4-like. The record is from RefSeq and is a predicted model, not a curated record. The transcript is spliced from 3 exons. Bases 96 to 1061 code for a protein of 321 amino acids. NCBI's taxonomy places the organism in Eukaryota, Metazoa, Mollusca, Bivalvia, Pectinida, Pectinidae.
AUUUAGCAAUUAGCAUACAUAACAUCGAAUUAAAAAGCAUAUCAUGUGAUUCAUUGGUGAUGAAUAUACUCCUGUGAACUGGUAAAGAAGAAGUAAUGGCAACCAACCAGAAGGAGUGGACUGAUUGGGUGGGAGAGUUAUUCCCCCCUGCUGUAGAUGUGACUGUGAAGGACUUGCUUGGCGAAAAGACGCCCGAGGAGGAAACUGUGAUCAAGGCUCGUAUUAAGCAUGUGUCUGCAUUUAAUCCUGAGGCGAUUCGUCAGGUGUAUGAGAGAGUGCACCUCAUGUCUGUCAUGGACGAGGAGAUGAAGUCGCAGCAGCGAUUAAAGACAGAAAAACAAGCAACAACAGUCUCUUCAGAUGGAGAAACAUCCAAAGAGAAACCUCAGAAGAAAACGGUAGAAGUAGAACUGGACAAUUCAUGUAUAUGGGACUCCGAGGAAAUCAGUAUUCUCCGAGAGGCAUUCAAAUCUGUCAAAGAAGAGAAUGUUCGACUUACGGGCAGAAAUAAAGAACUAGAGAAGAGGAACCUAUAUCUAGAGACUCGUAUGGGAAAGCUUUCUGGGGAGGUGGAAACCAAAGCUGUUAAAAUAACAGACAUUAACAAAGCAAACAGUCGUAUGAAAAUCCACUGUGAAAAAUUGCAAGAUGAACUUGACCAUGCUAAUGCACGGCUCACAGCAAUGGAGGAAAUCUUCUCGGAGAUCAGUGCAGAAAAGUCUGCAAUGGUGAAAGAAGUGCAUGAACUUCGUGUACAAAGAGACAAAGACAGAAUGGACAAAGGACGUCUAGAAUUGAAUUUAGAGUCCGUCCAAAAUGCAGCUGAAAGUGAGAAAUUAGCUGCCGAGGAAAGUGUUAAAAUACAAUGUCAGAUAGAAAUAAUGGAGCUACAGAAGCGUGUGGCUGAGUUGACAGCAGAUCUAGCCAAUGAGAGACGAGUUCACGGUGUAACAAAACGAGGUCUAGAUCAUUUAAGACAACAUUUUGCUAGUCUACCUCUCUCUAAUAUAAUACCUCCUAAUUCUGUUCGAACAGAUCAGGUAUCAAAAUUCAAAUAUUGAUCAAAGUUUAAACCCUUAUUUAUAACUACAGUGUAUUUCAGGUAAAAUUGUUAUAAGAGUCCUUUGCUUGAGCUCACUAGCUAUAUUCACCCAUGAAAAGUAGUUUGAAGGCUUAGAAUUACCUCACUUGUUUAGGUGUUCUCUGCUAACUCUUACAGAAUGCAUUCAUUUCUCUUCAGCUACCUAGGUAAACUUCAAUUUAAAAAAGUUAAACACAGUUAAAAAAAAUGAAAAUUUCAGCCAUAUUGCAUUACAUCAUACAUAAGGGAGGCAAAGAGAGUAAGGCUAUGUAACUUUUGUAUGAAGAGAAGCACAUCUUUAGUCUUAGUGGGCGUGUCUUCUAUCAUAGGUCAAUCAGUCUUACAAUAGGAAACAGAUUAAUGUAGAAGUAGAAAAGUGUUAAUUUCAUUGCCAAUAGGAUGAACAUUGUGUCCGAGUUCAUUUGUGUAUGAAUGUUAAGUCUAGGCCAGUGUGCUUAAUUUAGUUCUGAAAUCCGAGAUAUUUAAUCUUAACAUAAAUAAAUUGACAUGAAGCAGAAAACUUCAAUAACUGAUACAUUAUUGUUGUUAUUACAGAUGUAUUUUUAAAUUAGAAUUUCCAGUAUAUAAAGAA